AUGAUGAAAUAUGAGCGUACAACAUUUGAGGAUGGAGACACGGAUCCUGGGGAUGCGGGUAGUAUGGGUAGUCUGGAACAGGCGAACGUUGUAUCGCAACAAACGCAACCCCCAGACGUGACUUUCAGGGCUUCAUCGAAUCAGACAUCGUCUUGUGUGUCAAUGUGGAAGAAUUUAUCAAAUCUAGAAAGAUUAUUGUUUAUAUUUUGUGCCAUUCUUCUCGUAACUGUUCUUGUGUUGGUUUUAGUUGUCGCCAAACGCAAACCCACAGGAGUCGCGUGCGUGACUGUAGCAAGUAGUUUACUCAAUUCCAUGGAUACAAGCAUCGAUCCAUGUGAUGAUUUUUACCAGUAUGCCUGCGGAGGCUGGAUCAAAUCACAUCCUAUACCUGAUGGAAAUUCACGGUGGAGUACAUUUGGUGUCCUAUGGCAGGAAAAUCAGCUCGUCAUGAAAAACGCUCUAGAAAAACCUUUGAAUGAAUCUUUAAAUGAAGCAGAAAUAAAAGCCAAGGUGUACUACCAGUCAUGCAUGGAUAAGAAGAAGUUUGUAGAAAAACUGAAAGCAAAGCCGCUCUUAGAAGCCAUCAAGCUGGUUGGUGGAUGGAGUGUAACCGGUAAAUGGAACGAGUCUCAGUACGAUUUUGAUAUGACGUUAACUAAGUUACAAAGUGAGUUUGAUGUUCAACCAUUUUACGGACUGUGGGUAGGAACAGAUGAUAAACAAUCCUCGAAGAAUAUAAUACAGAUUGAUCAAUCAGGGCUUGGAUUACCUAACAGGGACUACUAUCUGAAUAAGAAUGACUCUGAUCCUAUUCUCACAGCCUACCUGGAAUACAUGACAACGUUGACCGUGUUGCUAGGAGCCGAAGAAAAUGAAACACGUUCGCUAAUGGUAGAAGUACUUGAAUUUGAAAAAGAUUUAGCUAAUAUAACAGUGCCAAGUGACCAAAGAAGAGAUGAAGAAACACUUUAUCAUAGAAUAAAGCUUAAAGAUCUAUUCAAGAAAGCCCCUGCAUUUAAAUGGCUGAAGAAUAUAAAAAGUUUGUUUGAGAAAGCAGAUGUGACAGACAUCACCGAGGACGAAGACAUCAUCCUCUAUUGCCCGGAUUAUAUUGAACAAGUGUCAGAUUUGAUACUGAAGACUCCUAAGAUAGUUAUUAAUAACUACAUGCUUUGGAAAUUGGUGACUAGAUUGUCGCCAUUUCUAAACCAAGAUUUCCGAGACGCAGCGGCUGCUUUAGCUGAAGUGCUAUACGGUGCCAGCAGUAAAACCGAUUUAUGGCGAUUCUGCGUGACCGACACUGAUGGAUCAGUUGGCAUGGCACUGGGGGAGAUGUUUGUGAGGGAAGCAUUCGAUGGCAAUAGCAAAGAAACUGCUGAUGCAGUGGUGGAUAUGAUUGGUUUUCCAAAUUAUAUUUUAGAUUCAAGCAAGUUGAAUGAAAGAUACAAGGGACUGGAGUUUAACGCUGAUGAAUACUUUGCCAACAAUCUGCGACUUGUCAAGUUUGAUCUAAAAAGAAGUCAUGAAAAGCUACGUAAGCCAGUGAACCGUACACGAUGGGAGAUGACACCUCCAACUGUCAAUGCUUACUACACACCAACAAAGAAUGAGAUCGUAUUUCCGGCAGGAAUACUACAAACCCCAUUCUAUGAUAAGGAAUAUCCAAGAUAUUUAAAUUACGGUGGAAUAGGCAUGGUGAUUGGUCAUGAACUCACCCACGGAUUUGACGAUAAAGGUCAUCUGUACGAUAAGAAUGGUUUGCUACAAAAGUCCUGGUGGAGUAAUGAAACUGAGGCUAAAUUUAAACAAAAAUCGCAGUGCAUUGUGGAUCAGUACAGCCAAUACAUAAUGAAAGAAUGUAACAUGACAGUCAAUGGACUGCAGACAAAGGGUGAAAACAUAGCAGACAAUGGAGGUGUGAAAGAAGCUUAUAACGCAUAUCGGAACUGGAGACAAAAAAAUGGAGUGAUCGAACCCACUUUGAGGUUACCUGCAGUGAAUCUGACUCAGGAUCAGCUGUUUUUCUUAAACUAUGCACAGAUUUGGUGCAGUGUAUUCACCGCCGAGGGCGCUCGUCAGAAGAUUUUGACUCGUAGACACAGUCCGGGGGAAUACAGGGUCAUCGGAGCGUUGUCCAACUCCCCAGAUUUCUCUCGUGUGUAUGGAUGUCCAACUGGAACCAGAAUGAACCCGGCAAACAAGUGCCAGGUCUGGUAA
This is a messenger RNA of Saccoglossus kowalevskii, 2217 nucleotides long. RefSeq names its product endothelin-converting enzyme homolog. Gene Ontology annotation, cellular component: plasma membrane. Gene Ontology annotation, molecular function: metalloendopeptidase activity. Lineage: Eukaryota; Metazoa; Hemichordata; Enteropneusta; Harrimaniidae. The record is from RefSeq and is a predicted model, not a curated record. Gene Ontology annotation, biological process: protein processing.